Molecule: messenger RNA, 1959 nt
Organism: Lagopus leucura (white-tailed ptarmigan)
Lineage: Eukaryota; Metazoa; Chordata; Aves; Galliformes; Phasianidae
Gene: DALRD3
Product: DALR anticodon binding domain containing 3
Exons: 13
Coding region: 1-1617 (538 amino acids)
Biological process (GO): tRNA C3-cytosine methylation; arginyl-tRNA aminoacylation
Molecular function (GO): arginine-tRNA ligase activity; ATP binding; tRNA binding
Source: RefSeq, a predicted model, not a curated record
AUGGAGACGGGCGAGGACCGGCCGGGGCUGGCGGCGACGCUCCGGGCGCUGAACGUGGCGCUGGGGCGGCCCGCGUCUCUCUGGGUGAAGGAGAGCAGCGCCCGCAACCUGCGGCACCGCGACUUUCUGGCGCCGCGGGCUGCGCUCGGGGCCGCCUUCGCCGGGGGGCAGGUGCCCUCCGAUGUCGUCGCGGCCGUGACGGCGCUGGGCGGCCCGGGGGUGCUGGCGGUGCGCGGCUGCCGGCAGACGGCGGCGGGGCUGGAGGUGCGGCUGCGGCGCUGCGAGGCCUUCCGGCGCUUGCUGGGCCCCCAGCCCGGCCCUGGUCCCGCCCCCCUACCCGGCCCGCAGGCGGCGGUGGUGCUGCACUGUCCGGCCCUGCGGUGCCCCGGAGGCCUGACGCCCCGCCGCCUGCGCCCCGUGCUGCUCGCUGACCACUUGGCCCAGCUGCUGCGUGCCCAAGGGCUCAGCACGUUCCUGGUGCCUGCUGUCACCGACAAGCGGAGCCAGGAGGUCCUGCAGCAGCUCCGUGUGGAAUGGCCUUCCAGCAGCACAGCCAGCCCUGAGACUCUGUCAGCCUUGAAGCAAUCUCUCAGCCAGUGCCACUAUGCCACACAUUCUGAAAGGGGGCCAGGUGUGGCCUCACCGCCUGAGGACAUCAUUUGUAAAGUACACCUGAAGAGCUAUGUGGAGCAGCAGGGCCUGGAAGGCUAUGACCCCAACCUGGGAGUCCUCCUUGUGACAGAGGAGAAGCUGCAGUCCCUGGCUGAACUGCAGCAAGCUGUGCUGCAGGGCAUGGCAGUGUGCCAGGGGAGCUGCUGCAGUGUGGUGCACAUAGUGAGCUGCGAGGAGGAAUUCCAGCAGCAGCAAAUGGAUCUGUUAUGGAGGAUUUUGGAUCCAGGAGCCAGCAUGGAUUUGCAGAAGCACCUUGUCUGUGGACCAGUGAAGGUGACAAACCCCUUAUCCCCCAUCAGUGCAGACCAUUACUUUCAGCUCAGGAAACGCCAGAUGUAUGAAGCCUCUGUCAUGAAAUAUGGGGAGCUUGCACAAGACGAGGCCUGGACUGAGGUUAUUGAUAUCCUGACAGUGGCUGCCAUCAGGUUUGAGAUGCUGAGCACUGCCCACCGGAGCCAGAUCACCCUGGACCUGGAGGACAGCAGCAUUUCUACAAAGGGAACCAAGAGUGGUGCCUUUGUGAUGUACAACUGUGCCCGGCUGGCCACGCUCUUUGACACAUACCAGCGGGCUGUAGAGCGAGGCACAUACCCACCUCUGCCACCAGCAUCAGAACUGAACUUCUCCUGCCUCCGGGAAGAAGGUGAAUGGCUCCUCCUCUUCAACUACCUCUUGCCCUUCCCAGAAGUCUUGCAGCAAGCAGCACAGCUGCCCCCACCCAGCAAGGGGCUCCGGGUCACAGCGAACACAGAGGCAGUGUGCAAGUUCCUGAUCCAGCUCAGCAUGGAUUUCAGCUCCUACUACAACCGGGUUCACAUUCUCGGGGAGCCAUUCCCUCACCUCUUUGACCAGAUGUUUGCACGCCUCCAGCUGCUGGGAGCAGUGAGGGACAUGUUCCAUAGUGCCCUGGCAACUCUGCACCUCCCUCCUCUCAGCCAGAUCUGAGCCACCACUAAGGACUGUUGCCACAGAGUGACAAACAGCAGUGCUACAAGGGGCAGAACAGGGUACUUCCUCCCAGGCCAGGCACUGGGCUGCUUGUUGGUCAGAGACUGGGAGUUGGGGUCCAUCUGAAUCUCACUGUGCGGCUCCUCCUCCUCGGUGCCCACAAAGGAAGGAAGCACAAGAGACUGAGGCACCCAUAAAGCCAGGCACCAAUCUGUUCCCUCAAAGCUGUUUAUUGAAGGGGAGCUCUGUGCUGGCAGAGAGCUCCUGAGCCUCAAGGCUGCUGUCCUGCCUUGUGCCAACUCCUAACAUUAGGGCUGAAUACAUUUAUUGCUGGACAAA